Molecule: messenger RNA, 6352 nt
Organism: Patella vulgata (common limpet)
Lineage: Eukaryota; Metazoa; Mollusca; Gastropoda; Patellidae
Product: eukaryotic translation initiation factor 4 gamma 3
Exons: 30
Coding region: 136-5229 (1697 amino acids)
Cellular component (GO): eukaryotic translation initiation factor 4F complex
Molecular function (GO): protein binding; translation initiation factor activity; mRNA binding
Source: RefSeq, a predicted model, not a curated record
CCCUGACCUCUGAACCGGAAGUGAAACAACGCUUCACGGAAUUCGCCGAAAGCCGUCUCCUCGCAGGGGACAGAGCUUGGGAACAAGCCUCUAUUUGGUCCUUACUAGGACUCUACUUCGACUUUUCACGUUGAGAUGAACGUUCAGAAAGGGAAAACUUCCGCAUCACCCCCAGUUCAAAUAGCCCAGACACAAGCCAGAAACAUAGCUGGACCACAAAGAGGACAGACACCACCUACAAGAGGUGAUUACAACAACAUAGUGGAUUCUCAAGGAAAUUAUUUACAGCAGGGGUUUGCCGUUCCUGCAAGCCUUCCACAUGAUAUGAAUAAACAGGCUGUGGCGUCGGGUCACAUACCACAACAAGGAAUUCCCCAACAGCCCGGUAUAUUUACUCCUAGUAUACGCCCACCUCAGCCAUACUACACUCAAUCGCAACAAGCUCCAAAUAUGAGGUCCACAAGACCAUAUAUGGCAUCGCCUAGUCAGGCUAAUCAACAACCAAUGUAUCCAAUGAUGUAUAUGAAUCAAACCAGUAACUUCCCGAGCACAGGGUUAAUGUACCAGCCACAACAACAAGUUCUUGGGUAUACUCCUCAAGGUCAGCGUAUGACAAAUCCUCAAUACGCUAUUUCACCUCACACUGUGCAACAGCAAUUUCAACAGUUUCAACCAAAUCAACAAUACGCCCCAAAUAAUACGCAACAGUAUUUAUAUUUUCAACAACAACAACAGCAACAGAGCCAGCCGAUCCCCGUGGCACAACCACGUUCCUCAAUACCUAAUCAAACUGUUCCAGCCAAACGUGAGAGAAAUCCUAUCACUAUAGUCGACCCUAAUACGCAGAAAGAUGUGACUGAUGAAAUAUUACAUCAUAAAUCUACGCCACCAAGCGGCUCAGGAACUCCCGUUUCAUUUCCAGUAAUGGCUCCGGCCCAGGCUCAGACUCAGGCAUCGCCUUCACCACCUCAACAGAAGGAAAUUUGUGCACAGUUUGCCUCGCAAGUAGCCGCGACAUUACGACACAACUCGACCAAACAACAAAGCUCAACUCCACCUAGUGUAAUGGACGCUUCCUCUCCACCAACAGGGACCAUCAUACCAGCAGAUGAACAGCAAGAGACAUUUGAACCUUGCGUGGAGGAUGCUGGAGCUAUUAUUCCUGGAGAGACGUCUGUCGAUCCCCCGUCGAUCUGCACAGAAAAAGUCCUGAUACAAUCAGACAUGAAAGAACCUGCGGUUCAGUUUGACGCGAAUGAAUACAACGUGAACAUUGCUCCUCCAGCACCAAAAAUAGUCCCUGUCCCUAAAACAGUGAGUGUGUCUGCUGCCGAAUUAUACGUGAAAAAAGAACUGCUGUCUGGUGAUGCUGAUCCAGCACCCAAGGUAAUUGGUUCCCCUAAAACAGUGAGUGUUAGUGCCGUACUCACUCCAGAUGUCAAUGAAUUUAAGCCAGCAUCAAUUACGGCUAAUAAAGUUAACCAAAACACGCAAAAGGCAUCCGUUUCUGUCGGAUUGUCUCAAAAACAAUCGGUUAGCGUGAGCGUCAGUCCAACUAAGGAUACCGUUACACAACCGACAUCCGUACCAGAAGUAAAAAGUCAGAAACCUGUCACAGUUACAGCAUCUGCUCCAGUUCAGCCAUCUCCUGUUGUCACUGCGUCACCAGUUUCCACAGAAAACAAAGAUUUAAAAUCUACGCCUACAAAUGUUUCUGCUACAGAAGAACCAGUGAAAGUGCCAGCAUCUGUGAAGAUGCCUGCUCCUGUGAAGACGCCUGCUCCUGUGAAGACGCCUGCUCCUGUGAAGGCACCUUUACCUGUGAAGGCACCUUUACCUGUGAAAAGUGUGCCAGCACCAGCACCAGUUGUCUCUAAUGUAGCGGAGAAAGAAGUUGAAAAAUCAAAACCUGUGGAUCUCAAACCAAAAACAGAAAAAACUGAAGAGAAAACAGAUAAAAUUAAAAAUGGCUCAGUAUCAAAAGAAGUCAGCCAAGAGCGUUCAGAUUCCACGACUACGACGACUACGACGACCACGACGAAACAAGAUCCUGAAUCAUUGGAAGAAGUUCAGAAACCUAUAGAAAUAAAACCAAAAGAUGUCGAGGAACCUGUAAAACCAGUAAGAGAACCAGUUACCUCGGAUCCCAUUCCAAAACCUGUCCCUGUUACCCCAGAUAACAAGGAUGAAAAAAUUCCCCAAGUUGAAAUAAAGAUUGAAGAUGUUGACGUGUGUAAGGAGAAUGCCAAGAAUAACGAGAUGACGACGGAAGCCUUGAAUUCUGAACCUAAAAAACCCAAAAUGCAGCUACAGUACAACUAUAAAGCGGACCAGUGGAGUCCUCUGAAUCAAGAGGGUAAGAUGAUCUACGACAGAGAUUUCUUGCUACAAUUACAAUUUAGUAACAACUCUGUCUCGAAACCACAAGGCUUACCAAAUUUACCCGACAUCAUUCUAGAUAAGCCUGCUAUUGUAUCUUCUUCAAAAAGGAAUGACAUGGGUAAUACUGUACCAGAUUUUACUCCAGAUUUCUUCCAAACAAUGUCUGGAAGGUCCGGCUCUAGUCAAAUGAUCAAGAAAAGGAACAGUCAACAAGGACCUCGAAAUGAUGGACCCAAGAAAAUUAUAAAAGCUGUGUCUAUAUCACAAGAUAUUAAACUACAUAAAGCUGAAAAUGCUUGGGAACCCGGUAGAAAGGUGGAAACAGCUAAAAGUGAGGAGCUUGAUGAAACUGAAGCCAGAACACAGGAAAUCUACAAACGUGUUAAAAGUAUUUUGAAUAAAUUAACUCCUCAGAAAUUCCAGACUUUAUUAAAACAAGUUCAGGAUUUAAAUAUCGACACAGAAACAAGAUUAAAAGGUGUCACAGAUUUAAUAUUUGAAAAGGCUGUGAGUGAACCAGCAUUUAGUGUAGCCUAUGCUAAUAUGUGUAGAUAUCUUAUGCAGUUGAAAGUUCCGUCUGAUAGCAAACCUGGUGAGAAAGUAAAUUUCCGGGUUAUUUUAUUAACUAAAUGUCAGAGAGAAUUUGAGAAAGAUAAAGAUGUGGAAAUAGAUUUAGAAGCUCGACAGAAGAAAAUAGAUGAAGCGACAUCAGAAGAUGUGAAGAAACAAUUACAAGAAGAAAUGGAGAUUGCUGCAACGACAGCCAGGAGAAGAUCUAUAGGAAAUAUCAGAUUUAUAGGAGAAUUAUUUAAAUUAAAAAUGUUAACAGAGAACAUUAUGCAUGAUUGUGUAUUUAAAUUAUUACGGUCGAGAGAUGAAGAGAAUUUAGAAUGUUUAUGUAGAUUAUUAACCACAAUAGGAAAAGAAUUGGAUAUAGAAAAGGCUAAGAUUCGAGUAGAUCAGUACUUUCAGAAAAUGCAGAAAAUCGUUGGAGAGAAGAAAACAUCGUCAAGAGUACGAUUUAUGUUACAGGAUGUUAUAGAUUUACGAUUGUGUAACUGGGUGCCAAGAAGAGAAGAUAAUAAUCCUAAAACUAUCGAUCAGAUCCAUAAAGAAGCUGCUAAAGAAAACGCACAGAGAACUUAUAUGCUAUCCCAGAAUCCACCUCAAAGUUCAAAUAAACAGAGCCGUGAUGGUGGACGAUCUCGUGGUGGAGGACCCCCAAAUAGAGGAGGACCACAACAGAAUAAUCAACGUAAUGAUGAUGGCUGGAAUACUGUCGCUUCUAAACCUCUCCGUAACAUAGAUCUGUCAAAAAUGAAAAUUACCAAGACUACAGUAGAUGAGAACAUCCAGUUGGGACCUGGAGGAGGUUCAUCUCGAUUUGGUGUUUGGGGUCGUGGAAGUAGUGGUGGUGGACAUACAAAAUCGUCGUCUCAAGAAGGCGAAUCACCGGCUAAUGCUCCUGCUAAUAGGUUUACUGGAUUACGUACUGAAGAGGAAGGUGGUAGACCCUUUGGUCGUGGAAUCAGUCCUGCUCGUAGCGAUAGCAGAAAUCGUGGACAGGGUGGAGGAUUUGGUCGAGGUCGUUUAACACCACGAUCUUCAAUGGAGGGAGAAAGAGACAGAGCUAUAGCUAAUGUCAGGAAUCUAACUGGAAGGACGACGCCCUCAUCUUCUAAUCCUGCCAGUAGAGAAAGUAGCCGAUCCCGAGAACCCAGAAUGGAUAAACCAGAAGCUGCUCCGGUUCCUGGUAUUUUAUCAGAAGAUGAAAUGGAAAAGAAAACAAAAACUAUUAUUGAUGAAUAUCUUCAUAUUAAUGAUCUCAAGGAAGCUUUAAUGUGUGUUUCCGAGAUCAGCAAUCCAGCAACUGUCCAUUUAUUUAUAGAAUUCUCUAUUAAUCAUGUGUUAGAAAGAUCGUCUAAAGCACGUCAACAGACCGGACAUCUUCAUCAUGAAUUAGUUAGCAAAAAAAUAAUCUCAGUUGAUUCCUACCUUAAAGGAUUGAAUCAAACGUUACAAAUAGCAGAAGAUAUGGAGAUUGAUAUUCCAAAGAUUUGGCAGUAUUUAGGGGAAUUGAUCGGUCCUAUGAUCCAAGAUGGAAGUGUACCAUUAAAUUUCCUGAAACAAGCGUGUGAACCUUUACAAGCCAGUGGCAAGUCUGGAGUGGUUGUGGCGGCUGUUCUGCAUGACGCUAGUCAACGAUUGGGACACAAGAAAGUUGCGUCUUUAUGGAAGAGUUCUGCAUUAGAAUGGACUGAUUUUGUGUCUGCUGAAAAUGUUACCGAAUUUUUGGCUGAUGAAAAGUUAGAAUUUACAGUUGCGGCCGAUUCUCAGCCUUCCACUCCUGUGGAUAAAGUGUCGUUUGAAACUAUUCAAGAACAAUUAUUAGUUCGUUUACGUGAUGUGAAUUUUGAUAAUGAACAUAUGUUUGAUUGGAUUGAGGCCAACAUCCCAGAUGAAUCUACGAAAAAUCCCAAGUUUAUUCGUACGUUGAUGACUGCCGUCUGUAAAAGUGCCGUAUCUGAAGGGCCAAAUUAUAAAGUAAAUGAAAAUGUUAUUAAACAACGUCAGUCGUUAUUAGUAAAAUAUUUAGAUAGUCAACAAGAAUUUGAAAUACAGGCAUUAUAUGCUCUACAAGCUUUUGUUAACGAACUUCAACAUCCCGGAGGUGUGCUGAGAACAUUCUUUGAAACCUUGUACGAUGAGGAUAUUAUAUCUGAAGAUGCCUUUAAUCAAUGGUCUAAUAAUACCGACCCCGCGGAACAGGAAGGAAAAGGAGUUGCCAUGAAACAAGUUGUUCAGUUCUUUGCCUGGCUAAAGGAAGGCGAACAAGACGAAAGUUGAGAACGGUUCCCCGUGAUUAGCUAUUUAUAGAAUUUCUAGCAGGGAUAUCUCUCGUCUGUUGCAAUAUUAUCACGUGACUGACUCAAAACUUCAAAUAAUUUAUACGGCAAAUAUUGAGUGCUCGAUUCACAUUGUAAGCUUGUGAAUUGUGAUUAAUUUAUAGUUUCCGCUGUACAUAGGCUUAAAGCUUGUCAAGUUACAAAGGUUGCUAUCACAUAUUGCCUAGAUAGUGACCUAUUUUGUGACCUUGAACUGGCGACCUUUUGUUUAUUGAGAGUAAUAUAUAAUUAUAUAUAUAUAUAUAUAUACAUGAAAUUUGAAUAAUUGAUUUUUUUUGUUAAUUAAUUAGCUACAAAUGAAGUAUGUGAUGCCAUGGUGACGAAAAUAAAUAAAAUAAAAUCGACCUAAUUUAAUUUAAUCGUUAUGGAGAUAUAGCAGUUGUGGGGAUGGAUGACUUCUAAAUGUGAUCCAAGAAUUUUUGGAAAUUUUGUUUUUCAUAUUAUGUGAAUGUGUAUGCAGAUAUAUUUUCUUUUUCUUUUCUUGGAAUUUUUGGAUUUUUUCAAAUUGAAAUGAUCAUGAACAGUGAUCGCAGAUUGUGGACUGGUUUACUUGCAUAAUCUAUAUGCAAACUCGACAGAUUUAAUAUUACGAAUACAUGCAUCAUAUGUGUUAACGGAGAAUAAACAGACAACAAUCAGUGUCGUUAUGACAGACAUCAAUCGUGUAUAAAUGCUAUGUGGUAGACUCAAUUGGAGCAUAUUAAUAAUUCACGGUGAAAUAAAUGACAAUUUGUGACUGGAUAACCAUGAAUAAACUAAACAUUGUGGUGUAUAUAUAUAUAAACCGAGUUAUCGACAAACACGGUAACUAUGGUGAACUUGAGUAUAUUAUACAUAAAUUGAAAAAUAUUGCCAUUGCCAUUGCCAAUGGGUUUUUUUUUUUUUUGCUAAACAAACUGUGAUUGUUGCAAAUACGAUUUCUUGUGCUUCUUGACAAGCUGAAGAUGAAAAGGGGAAAUAUUUAAAUAUGAUGACGUAAAAAAAAAUAAUUUGACAAGUUGUAAAUAAAUGAAUGGUGAAGAUAAAAAAAAAAAUUGUUAAUUAUUAAAUUGUAUUAUACUCAA